AUGCAGGCCCAAAAGCCGAACAAACUACCUACCGCAUACAUCACAAUGCAUCUCCAUACAGAAGGCAGAAAAAACCAUACAGCUGCCCUCAGUCAAGAUCCCGCAACACAUCCCACGAUAACUGUUAUCAUCAUCGCAACCAUCAACAUCAUAAACACCGUGACAAUCAUUCCUUUUGUGUCACAAAAAUGCCCACCAAUCCAGUGUGUGCAUUAUGCCUUGGCUCAUACCCCCAUGAUUUUCCCAAAUGCAACGCAGACUGCAUGUGGGAUGGCUCCCCCAUCAGAUGUACAAAAUCAGAAAGAGGCAGAAUCAUCAAUCCUGGUGGUAAACCCAUAUACAUUGACUGGCAGAGACACAGAGGAUGUUGCAACAAUAACCACCCACAACAUCACAAAUGCUCAGGAUGCCAGUAUUAGCAAGCUAACAGAUGUCACAGACACAAAGUUGAAAUUCAAAAUACUAGCAAUUAACCCACCAACAUAA
Molecule: messenger RNA, 486 nt
Organism: Serpula lacrymans var. lacrymans S7.9
Lineage: Eukaryota; Fungi; Basidiomycota; Agaricomycetes; Boletales; Serpulaceae
Exons: 1
Coding region: 1-486 (161 amino acids)
Source: RefSeq, a predicted model, not a curated record